UGUCAACAAAACUGCACCAACACAAUCGGAAGCUUCCUGUGCAGUUGUAGCCCAGGCUUCAGAAUCAAUUUGACCAACCCUUCACUUUGUGAUGAUAUCAAUGAAUGUGCAACCAACACCUCAAACUGUCAGCAAAUCUGCACCAACACAAUCGGAAGCUUUGCGUGCAGUUGUGACCGAGGUUUCAGCAUUAAUGUGGCCAACUCUUCGCUUUGUGAGGACAUUGAUGAAUGUGGAACCAACACCUCGAACUGUCAACAAAUCUGCACCAAUACAAUCGGAAGCUUCCUGUGCAGUUGUUACCCAGGUUUCAGCAUUAAUGUGGCCAACUCUUCCCUUUGUGAUGACAUUGAUGAAUGUGGCACCAACACCUCGAACUGUCAACAAAUCUGCAACAACACAAUCGGAAGCUUUGUGUGCAGUUGUGACCCAGGCUUCAGCACCAAUGUGUUCAACUCUUCCCUUUGUGAUGAUAUCGAUGAAUGUGCAACCAACACCUCAACCUGUCAACAAAACUGCAACAACACAAUUGGAAGCUUCAUGUGCAGUUGUGACCCAGGCUUCAGCAUUAAUGUGGCCAACUCUUCCCUUUGUGACGACAUUGAUGAAUGUGGAACCAACAACUCGAACUGUCAACAAAUCUGCACCAAUACAAUCGGAAGCUUCAUGUGCAGUUGUGACCCAGGCUUCAGCACCAACGUGCCCAACUCUUCCCUUUGCGAUGACAUUGAUGAAUGUGGAACCAACACCUCAAACUGUCAACAAAUCUGCACCAACACAAUCGGAAGCUUUGUGUGCAGUUGUGACUCAGGGUUCAGCGCCAACGUGACCAAACUAUCCCUUUGUGAUGAUAUCAAUGAAUGUGCAGCCAACACCUCAAACUGUCAACAAAUCUGCACCAACACAAUCGGAAGCUUCCUGUGCAGUUGUAACCCAGGCUUCAGCACCAAUGUGACCAACC
This is a messenger RNA of Amblyraja radiata (thorny skate), 961 nucleotides long. RefSeq names its product mucin-5AC. The transcript has 8 exons. The coding region runs from base 92 to 829 and encodes 245 amino acids. The record is from RefSeq and is a predicted model, not a curated record. NCBI's taxonomy places the organism in Eukaryota, Metazoa, Chordata, Chondrichthyes, Rajiformes, Rajidae.